AAUUUUCUUCAAACAUAAAACAUUGUGUUACUACAUACUGUAACGUUUUCGGUAAUUGUUGAGUGUUGGUCGACAGGUACGAAAUUGAACGCCGCUGGUAUAAUCGUAGCCAGUUCCAGAUGUCUGCUUUACAAGAAAUAAAUAGUAAUGAAUCGAAUAUGUCCGCAACCGCGCAGCAAAAGGCAACCGAAAAGGCAAAUCGUCAAAUUAACCCGAUGGCUGAUUACCCUGAGUUUCUGAAGUAUAGUACUGAAGAUGGGUGUGAAUUUGAUAUAUACUGUAGGCGAAAAGCCGAUAUGGAUCCAAAAACAUUAAAAUGGGCUUUUAAAUUGGCUGAAAAAAAUGUCGGACCGCAGUACAAAACCUGUAGCCUUGGAUGGCAACCCAAAGUUAAACAGUCGGAUUUAAAUAAGAACUGGGCACGAUAUCUGGUGGCUGUUGAUCGGAAGCUCAAAAAACCUGCGGCUUAUUCGAUGUUCCGGUUUGACUUGGACUACGGGCGUUGUGUUCUGUAUUGCUAUGAAAUGCAGGUAGAUUCUGAAUUUCAGCGGAAGGGAUUGGGAGGGUUUAUGAUGUGUGCGCUCGAAAAAAUGGCUCAGCAUUAUGGAAUGGAGCGGCUGGUGUUGACUGUGCUAAAGAACAACGAAGAUGGCAUCAGAUUCUACAAAAAAUUAGGAUAUGAUAUUGAUGAAACAUCUCCAGACAAGAGCGAGAAUGCUGCUUAUGAAAUAUUUAGCAAAUCGAUGCUAUAG
Molecule: messenger RNA, 752 nt
Organism: Sabethes cyaneus
Lineage: Eukaryota; Metazoa; Arthropoda; Insecta; Diptera; Culicidae
Gene: Naa40
Product: N-alpha-acetyltransferase 40
Exons: 2
Coding region: 120-752 (210 amino acids)
Cellular component (GO): nucleus
Molecular function (GO): protein N-terminal-serine acetyltransferase activity; histone H4 acetyltransferase activity; histone H2A acetyltransferase activity
Source: RefSeq, a predicted model, not a curated record